AUUUUCACUACGCGUAAUAAAUUAAUCAUUCAAGUGGUGUGAGCCAAAUGCGGCGGAGAAGCUUCAAAAAGCUGAGACGACAAGACAAAAUAAAUUCUUUUGAUGGAAAAAGAUUCUGGGGAUUGUGAGAGAGACCCUAUUAAAUUAUCCCCAGUGGUUAUCAAGGGGAUCCAGUCCUUGAGAGAUGUUUCAGACAAUGAGGUAGCUCACAGGAUCAUUGAGAAGAGCUUCCGGAGGGUUGUUGGGGAUGAAGAUGAUAGAAGAGUUGCAGAAGAUGCUCCUGAUGCAUCAGUGGAAGCUUCAGUAGCUUUAAUUGAAUACGCUUUGGUGAGUCUUGUGGUGAUUGCGGCUAAAAACAACCUCACCAGCAAUGAAUUGAGGCAUUUGGUGAAUCAUCACGGUGCCGGGGAGUCCCUAUCUGGCCAAAUAGCCCGGAAAUAUGAAUUAUCCCUGCCUGAUCUACUCGCCAAACUCUCAACGUACGGCUACACGGAGCCCUUUGUUGCUGAUGCCAACUGGAAGAUGUCCUGUAGCAUUCAAUCGCACACAUCACUAAACACUCACGGAGAGUUGCUCUACAAGAUAUCCCUGGAGGAUGUUGACAGCACAUUGGGCAGUACAAAAUCAAUAGCUAACUUCACGUGCAACACAGAGGAACUACAGGCACUCAUUGCAAAACUAAAGGACAUUGAGAGGCAUUGUGAUAAAAUUGGAAAGCAAUAAAAUACAAGAUGCGCGAUUUUA
Messenger RNA from Lutzomyia longipalpis, 744 nucleotides. Its product is annotated as COMM domain-containing protein 3. The coding region runs from base 103 to 723 and encodes 206 amino acids. The transcript has 2 exons. The record is from RefSeq and is a predicted model, not a curated record. Gene Ontology annotation, biological process: sodium ion transport. NCBI's taxonomy places the organism in Eukaryota, Metazoa, Arthropoda, Insecta, Diptera, Psychodidae.